GUCAUGACGUGUUUUGGCGCGUGGCAGAGAAUUUUCAAACUUUGCGGCGCGAGGGCAGAAAAAAAAAAGCAAAUUAGCAUUUUAGCUUUAAAAUAAACCCGCUAAAUUAAUCGGUUAUUAAGUCGUCGUUAAUAACGUAUUAUGAGUGGCUAAUAAUGAUACGUGUUUAUCAGAAUGAGAGGUUUGUCAGGAGUUCGUUGCUGACAAAUAGCUGUGAGAAAUCUAUGGCGCUGAGGUAACUAGCUAGUUGCGGUGGCUAACAGUAACUACUUCUACCAUAUUCUCCCGGUGUCGUGAUCCAUGGCUGUGGGUGAGGAAACUAAAACCGUGAGCACCCCGCUGCCUCUUCCUGUCCACUUCUCCCAUGCCGAGCAAUCCUUCUCCCUGAAGAAGCGCCGUCUCCCAUUCUCCUCGUCCGCUCACUCAUCAUCAUCGGUCUCUCCAUCUCACUUGCUCCCUCCUCGGCCUCCAUCCAAAAGCUGUCCCCCCCUGAGCCGAGUCUUCCCUCAGCGCCGGUCCCGCUGGGUGCCGCUGUCUUGGGCUCUGAUCCAAAGCCCGCUGCCGGUUUCUGUCUAUGACCCAGGCAAGCCGCAGUCCUUCUUCAGCCAGUGCUUCAUCAAUCUUGGCCUCAUCGGGCAUGGUUCGUUUGGGCAGGUUUACAAGGUCCGUAGUAUCAUAGACGGGCGGGAGUAUGCAGUGAAGCGCUCAGCUCAGCGUUUCCGUGGUGAUACAGAGCGAGCACGCUGUGUUCGGGAAGCUCUGAAUCAUGAGCGCCUCCAUCCUCAUCCUCAUGUGCUGGGCUUCUGUGCUGCCUGGGAGGAGGCAGAGAGGCUGUACAUCCAGACCGAGCUGUGCUGCACGAGUCUACUGUUGCAUGCUGAGACACAGCCCAUGAUGGCAGGUGAGCAGUGUGCAUGGGAUUACCUGUGUGACCUGCUGUUAGCGCUGAGUCACCUACACUCUCAAGGGUUCGCCCACCUGGACCUUAAACCGGCCAACGUGUUCCUCACUCGUUCUGGCCGACUCAAAUUAGGGGACUUUGGGUUGCUGCUGGAGCUGGAAUGGGACGUGGAGAAGGAGCGAGUGAUGGCGCAAGGGAACAAGGAGAAAGAUGAUGCACAGGAAGGAGAUCCACGCUACAUGGCUCCUGAACUGCUCAGGGGAGAAUACGGAGCUGCAGCAGAUGUCUUCAGCCUGGGCGUGUCCAUCCUGGAGCUGGCGUGUAGUGUAGAGAUUCCUAAAGGAGGAGAGGGGUGGCAGCAGCUCAGAAAGGGCUAUUUACCCUCAGAAUUCACAAAUGCCCUGUCACCAGAGCUGCAGCAUGUCCUCAGGCUGAUGUUAGCUCCAGAGCCUAGAGACAGAGCAACAGUUGAACAGCUCCUGUCUCUGCCUUCCGUCCGCAAACGCAGCUGGAGACGCAAACUUGCGCUCCGUCUCCGAGAGAGCUGGCUGUCUGUCCUCACCCUCGUCCAGUCUGUCUUCUCUGCACUCUUCAGUCUGCUCUCGUCCCUAAAUCAUCCCCGGAGUUCUCUCUGUGACCCCCCUGCACCCCGUACGCCCCCUCGGGAUCCCUGGGAAGUAGACUGUGACUUCAGCGUCCUGCAGAACAGCAGUGCUCUCUCUGACUCAGCCAGUGAUGACCUGGUGUUUCUGUCAGGACCCCUGGGGCUUGAACGCUCACCUUCAUUCAUACACCGACGUCAGGCUGGAUUCUCAAUAGGAAGCACCUCUACGCCACUCCCGACCUGCAGUCCCACACACACUCCCCUGCAAACCUCCUUACACACUCCUGCACACGCCUCCUUACACACACACACUCCCCGUCUUAGUCCGAUCUGCCGGAGUCCAAUGAAACCCUCUGAACGCAGCUUCGAGCCCAAAAACCUGCUCACGCUCUUUGACGAAGCUUCUCUAGAGAGCGAGCCAUAGCAAGACAAUGCUUUGUAUUUAGUUACUGUAAACAUUCAGAAAAAUGUUGUAAAGAUUUCAUAUAUUUUCAUUUUUUGCAUUUUCAACUACUUUUUUUUUUAAAUACUUUAAUGAGAUUAAGAUGCUGUAUUACGUAUAUUCAAAUAUUAUGUCAGAAUGGUGCAAUAUAUGUUGCUAUUUUUCUUAACUCUAUAAAUGUGUGACUUUUGUGAUGACUGUGUGAACCCUUGUGUGUAAUUAGGGAAGCUAUUGAUGACUAAAGAUCAAAUUGUGCUCA
This is a messenger RNA of Neoarius graeffei (lesser salmon catfish), 2206 nucleotides long. It is a transcript of the gene pkmyt1, whose product is annotated as protein kinase, membrane associated tyrosine/threonine 1. NCBI's taxonomy places the organism in Eukaryota, Metazoa, Chordata, Actinopteri, Siluriformes, Ariidae. Gene Ontology annotation, biological process: protein phosphorylation. Gene Ontology annotation, molecular function: protein kinase activity; ATP binding. Bases 301 to 1929 code for a protein of 542 amino acids. The transcript is spliced from 8 exons. The record is from RefSeq and is a predicted model, not a curated record.